AUGGCGGGCGUAGUUUCAUUGGAAUGGGGCUCCAAUGGAGAGCUGGAAAAUGAGGGGACCCUAGAGGAUGUCGCCUAUGACAGAAAACCCACCGCACUGCCGGCCCUUACAGAAGAAACUGAAAAUGCAAGUGCAGCAACCUCAGUGACCAAGAGGGCGGCAGUUUACUGUACUAAUAAAUGUCGGCGAGCUACUGGCCACUGCUUUGAGCACCUCUUUGGCCGGCAGGCACUUGAAAUGAAGAUGGAGAACCCCACUGCUGGUGCUGCUGCAGUGAUGAGGCCUAUGGUGCAGCCCCAGGGUUUUCUAAAAGCCCAGAUGGUUGCCCAGCAUAGCAGAGAGCUGUUAAGUCAUCACUUUCAACAACAGAGGGUGGUGAUGAUGCUGCAGCCUCAGCAGCAGCAGCAAAGCCAGGCCUUCAGCCCACCUCCAAAUGUGACUGCUUCCCCCAGUAUGGAUGAUGGGCCUGCAAUGCCACAGGCUCCACCACAGCAGUUUCCAUACCCACCAAAUUAUGGAGUGGGACAACAACCAGAUCCAGCCUUUGGUCGAGUGCCCAGUCCUCCUAAUGCAGUGAUGUCAUCAAGGAUAGGUCCACCCCAGAACCCCAUGAUGCAGCACCCACAGACUGCACCCCUGUAUCAGUCCUCAGAAAUGAAGGGCUGGCCAUCAGGAAAUAUAGCCAGAAAGAGCUCCUUCCCCCAGCAGCAGCUUGCUCACCAGGGGAAUCCUGCAGCCUAUAGUAUGGUGCACAUGAAUGGCAGCAAUGGUCACUUGGGACAGAUGAACAUGAACUCCAUGCCCAUGUCGGGGAUGCCCAUGGGUCCUGAUCAGAAAUAUUGCUGACAUAGCCAUAUCUGGACCACUAAGGAAAUCACUGCACAAAUGCUACUGCUGUAGGAUUGUUGGGA
Molecule: messenger RNA, 911 nt
Organism: Fukomys damarensis (Damara mole-rat)
Lineage: Eukaryota; Metazoa; Chordata; Mammalia; Rodentia; Bathyergidae
Product: nuclear receptor coactivator 3-like
Biological process (GO): positive regulation of transcription by RNA polymerase II; cellular response to hormone stimulus
Cellular component (GO): nucleus
Molecular function (GO): nuclear receptor binding
Source: RefSeq, a predicted model, not a curated record